This is a messenger RNA of Theileria annulata, 729 nucleotides long. RefSeq names its product adenylate kinase, putative. The coding region runs from base 1 to 729 and encodes 242 amino acids. Gene Ontology annotation, biological process: nucleobase-containing compound metabolic process. NCBI's taxonomy places the organism in Eukaryota, Apicomplexa, Aconoidasida, Piroplasmida, Theileriidae. The transcript has 4 exons. Gene Ontology annotation, molecular function: AMP kinase activity; ATP binding. The record is from RefSeq and is a predicted model, not a curated record. Gene Ontology annotation, cellular component: mitochondrion; cytoplasm.
AUGGCAAACCUGGAAGACUACGAAACGACUGAUUUACUCUCAGAACUCAAACGCAGAUAUAACUGCCUCGGGAAACCACAAGGCAAUUUCGUCUUCCUAGGACCACCAGGAUCCGGGAAGGGAACUCAAUCACAUAUAUUGAAGAAUAGUCACUGCUACUGUCAUGUAUCAACCGGCGACUUAUUCCGUGAGGCCAUUAAAUCCGGCACACCACUUGGUCUUAAGGCUAAAGAGUUCAUUGACAAGGGUCUAUUAGUUCCAGACGAUUUAACACUAAGUCUUGUCCAAGAAAGAAUUAAUUCCCCCAAAUGCAGACGCGGAUUCCUUCUCGAUGGAUAUCCGAGAAACAUAUCACAAGCUAAAGAUUUGGGGAAAUUGUUGAAAAGUGUUGGAAAGAAGUUGAAUGGAGUGUUUUCAUUUAAUGCCUCCGAUGAGGUGAUAGAGAAGCGAGUAGUGGGACGCCUAGUUCACCCAGGCUCAAAUCGCGUAUACCAUAAAGUGUUUAAACCGCCGAAGGAAGAAGGUAAAGAUGAUCUCACAGGAGAACCAUUGAUAACGAGAAAAGACGAUAGCCCUGAUAUUAUUAGGAAGCGUUUGGAAGUGUACAAAAAGGAAACUGCACCACUGGUUGAGUAUUAUAAUAACGAAAACUUGCAUCAUAGCGUCAACGCAAAUAAUAGCGUUGAGUCGAUAACGAAAGUAAUUUUUCUUGGGUUUAAUUUUGUUUAG